This is a messenger RNA of Eublepharis macularius, 2785 nucleotides long. Its product is annotated as cytochrome P450 2K6-like. Gene Ontology annotation, cellular component: cytoplasm; intracellular membrane-bounded organelle. Gene Ontology annotation, molecular function: oxidoreductase activity, acting on paired donors, with incorporation or reduction of molecular oxygen, reduced flavin or flavoprotein as one donor, and incorporation of one atom of oxygen; iron ion binding; heme binding. Gene Ontology annotation, biological process: xenobiotic metabolic process. The record is from RefSeq and is a predicted model, not a curated record. Bases 155 to 1654 code for a protein of 499 amino acids. The transcript is spliced from 9 exons. NCBI's taxonomy places the organism in Eukaryota, Metazoa, Chordata, Lepidosauria, Squamata, Eublepharidae.
CAUAUACUGAAUGGAUCAGUAAGAACUCAUACAGGGUUGUGUGCAUCUAUAUGAACAAUUUGUGGUGCUUUUUUCAGUUGGCAGAUAGUGCCGUUGAUCAAAUUCAAUUGCAAAUUUUGCUGCAACCACUACAGGCAAAUUUUCACAAUAGGAAAUGGAGUGGAUGGAUCCUAUUUCUGUGCUGUUCCUAUAUGCUCUUGCAGUUGCAUUCCUUUGGAAAAUGAACAAUUUCUGGAAUAACAGUCAUCAAAAUCUUCCACCAGGACCAAAGCCUUUACCACUAAUUGGAAACCUCCACAUAAUGGAUGUGAAGAGGCCUUACAGAACCAUGUUAAAGCUUUCUAAACAGUAUGGCCCAGUAUUCAGCUUACAAUUGGGGUUCCAGAAAAUGGUAGUUCUGUCGGGCUACGAGACUGUAAAGGAGGCUUUGGUGAAACAGGCAAAUGCAUUUGUGGAGAGGCCCCUGGUCCCAAUACUUGAAGAGUUUCAAUAUGGAAAUGGAGUCCUUUUUUCUCAUGGUGAGAACUGGAAAGUAAUGCGGCGGUUUGCGCUAACCACAUUAAGGGACUAUGGAAUGGGCAGGAGGACCAUAGAGGACCGAAUUGUCGAAGAGUGCCGUUUCCUAAAACAGAAGUUUGAAUCUUUUGAAGGAAAACCAUUCGAGAAUACUAUGAUCAUGAACGCUGCUGUUGCCAACAUUGUCGUGUCCAUAUUGCUUGGCAACCGAUUUGAAUACGAAAAUCCCGCAUUUCAGAAACUACUGAAAUUGGUCAAUGAAGUCUUCCGGCUUCUCGGAAGUCCCUCAGUCACGCUAUACAAUAUGUUUCCUGCACUGGGCUUUCUUUCUGGUGGUCGCAGAACUAUCCAUAAUAACAGGACAGAGUUGUACAACUUUCUACAGCAAGUCUUCAAUGACCACCUUAAGACACUGGAUGUGGAUAAUCAGAGGAACUUUAUUGAUACUUUUCUAACCCGAGAGCAAAAGGAGAAGAACGAGAAUAAGACUAAUGGAUUUUUCCAUGAUGGAAACCUAAAGGCUGUUGUGGGUGACAUAUUCAGUGCAGGCUCGGAGACCACUUCGAGUACCUUGCGUUGGGGCUUCUUGCUGAUGAUGAAGUACCCAGAAAUCCAGAAAAAAGUGCAAGAAGAAAUAACAAAGGUAAUUGGGUCUGCUGAGCCACGGAUUGAACACCGAGCCAAACUGCCAUACACCGAUGCAGUGGUUCAUGAAGUUCAGAGGUUUGCUAAUAUUCUCCCUAUGAGCUUGUCACGUGCCACCAUAGUGGACGUCACUCUUGGAGGCUACUUCAUUCCAAAGGGAACUCAUAUUGUUCCAUUAGUGUACUCUGUGCUGUAUGAUGAAACUCAGUGGGAAAAACCUUAUAAAUUCUAUCCUGAGCACUUCCUUGAUUCUGAAGGAAAGUUCGUAAAGAGAGAUGCCUUCAUUCCAUUUGGUGCAGGUCGGCGAGUAUGUGCAGGUGAGACCCUUGCCAGAAUGGAGCUCUUCCUGUUCUUUGUAAGUCUCCUGCAGAGAUUCACUUUCCAGCCAGCCCCUGGGAUAUCAAAAGAAGACCUAAACUUUACCCCUGCUGUUGGGUUUACUGCGCCUCCAACACCCUACUAUUUCUGUGCUUUGCCAUGUGCACAAGACUGAUGCUCCUAUCUUACUUAGCUGCCACAACUGACCCUCUUGUUACAUAGCACAACACCAGCCUUUCCUGCCUGCCAUUUUAGAGCAGUAGAACUCUGACAAAAUUGUUCCAUGUUUUGUCACAAAUACACAACUUCUGACCCCAGCCACUGAGAAUCAAGCCUAUGCUUGUGUUCACAGUCUCAGUCCCCUCAACAGCCCAGCCCCAGUCUGGCUUCUGUUUCUUGGUCUCACUAAGCUGUGACUGAAUAGAGGAAGGAACUGAUUUAUGGAAGAGUUCCUAGCACAGACAGUGGAUAUGUUAUUAUGUGCUACUAUGUAUGAAUAAGAUUUCAGUGGCACCAUGGAGGCCAACAUGAUUUUCAGAGGGUAAGCUUUUGAGAGUCAGAGCUCCCUUCUCUCUGUCUGAGUAAAGUAAAAUCUUAUUGGCCUCUAAGCUGCCACUGGACUGAAAUCCUACAAUUCUACUGCAGACCAACAUGGCUACCCACCUAAAACUAUGUAGUUUUGUUAAUUGGGAUUAUUCUUUCCAUCCUCCAAAACACAAAAGAACCUGGCACAAUUUCAGAUUCUUUUGUUACAUAUGAAAAAAAUCAAAGAUCUGACUCUACAACUGGACAAUAAGUUCUUGCCCUACGUUGGUAAGAAUCUAAAAAGGAACAGCUGAGGUCCUGCUGUGAGGUUUUUCACUUCCACAUAGAUGGAGAACAUUUUUGAUCUUCCUUUUACAUACUAUGAGUUGUAGACAGGUUUUCAACAAUAUCAACACAUCAAGAUGUUCAGAAUCACUGAAUAUCACUGAAUCACUGAAUGACUGUAUGGUUAUCCAUUUGGGGAGUGGGGUAUAAUUUAAGCUGCUAUCUCAAAUAAUUAAACCCUCUUUGUCAGACAGCAUGGGAUGUAAAAGGACAGUUAUGGUCUAUGGAUAAUUAUUGAUGUAUAUAUGAUAAUGAAACUAAAAUUUAUCUAAGAACUUUACCUUUAAGAAUUGAGAGAACUAUUAGAAUAGAAGGAAUAUGAUGAGAUUUAAAAAGGUUUUAGUGCUUUUGGGGGUCUAGGGAGAAAGGGGGAGGGAGGGUGGGGAAUGUUUAUUUUAACCAAUCAAUGUAUGGAAUAAGAUUGGUAGACGAUAAA